UGACAUAUUUGGACGGCAAAACAUUCAAGAUUGAUUAAUAAGGCUUAACCCAAAAAUCAAGUUAACACACUGUAUUAUUUGCAAAAAAAAAAAAUGAAGAAUUGAAAAACGAAUGCUGGCAAACGAAAUCUUUACAAUGAACAACAACGCAAACAACAAGCUGGUAACGGUGGUCGCCACUGCUGGCUAUGGCCCAGAUACGUUGACCGAGAUCAGCUAUUUGGAUAGCAAGGUGAUUGGCAACGGCAGCUUUGGCGUUGUCUUUUAUGCCAAACUGAUGCCCAGCAACGAGCCGAUAGCGAUCAAGAAGGUCCUACAGGAUCGUCGUUUCAAGAAUCGUGAACUGCAGAUAAUGCGCAAAUUGAAGCAUCCAAAUAUUGUUGCACUAAGGUAUUUCUUCUAUUCAAGUGGGGAAAAGCGGGAGGAUGUCUAUCUGAAUCUCGUCAUGGACUAUAUGCCGGAUACGCUGUACAAAGUGGAGCGACAAUAUGCGCGGGCCAAGCAAACACUGCCCGUCAACUAUAUACGUCUCUAUAUGUAUCAGUUGUUCCGGAGUCUGGCCUUUAUGCAUAGCUUUGGUUAUUGUCAUCGGGAUAUUAAGCCACAGAAUAUGCUCCUCAAUGCGGAGACGGGCAUUUUCAAGCUUUGUGAUUUUGGCAGCGCCAAACAGUUGGUUGUUGGCGAGGCAAAUGUCUCCUAUAUCUGCUCCAGAUAUUAUAGAUCGCCUGAGCUGAUAUUUGGCGCUACUCAGUAUAAUACCAAAAUUGAUAUGUGGAGUGCUGGUUGCGUUGUGGCUGAACUCCUACUUGGUCAACUCAUCUUUCCUGGCGAUUCGGGCGUCGAUCAAAUCAUUGAGAUUGUGAAGAUAAUUGGAACUCCAACAUCACAGCAACUGAACGACAUGAAUCCCAACUACAAGCAGUUGAAGCUGCCACAACUCAAGCCGCAUCCCUGGCCAAAGGUCUUUCGCAUACGUACCCCUUCGGAGGCAAUUGAUUUGGUGUCCAAGUUGCUCAUCUAUUCACCCAAUGAACGUAUUUCACCACUGAUGGCCUGCGCCCACCCGUUCUUCGAUGAUCUGCGCAACCAACCCAACCAGCAGCUGCCCAAUGGACGUCCCCUUCCUCCACUCUUUGAAUUUUCGGAGUACGAGAGGAAAAUUGAGCCGAAACUGAUGCCAGUGCUGCUGCCAAUGGAGAGUUUUGAGAAGGCAGAUACAUCCAAAAGCUCGGAGAAUCGACGCACCGCUGGCGAGGAUUGCUCACCUCAAGUGGAUGGCAAUCAGUCGACAUUACGGAAGUCCCAUACGGGAUCUCAACUCAGGUCGCUAUCAAGAACAGCUCCGACCCUCCAGCGACUCGAACUGGGCAAUGGUGAUCAUGUGGAACCGAUGGAUUGUUUCCAGAUGAUGGACACUGAAGAGCCGGCAACCGAGGUGGCAGUUGAUAAUGAGCAAGGCGAUAGCUCUGAGGGCUCCACUUCCAGUGAUGAGCAGCAAACCGAUGAAGAUGAGGAUGAUGAAGACGAAGGUUAUGAAAAUGACGCUGGCCUUGUUAAUGAUGAUGACGAUGAUGUAGAUGGUUUGGAUGUUCCCUAAGUAUCAUUAUUGUUUGCUUUUACAUUCUAAGAACACAGCCACCAACAGCAAGCAAUAAAAAUUUAACGUAUAACGAAA
Messenger RNA from Drosophila grimshawi, 1675 nucleotides. Its product is annotated as glycogen synthase kinase-3. The record is from RefSeq and is a predicted model, not a curated record. Gene Ontology annotation, biological process: protein phosphorylation. Lineage: Eukaryota; Metazoa; Arthropoda; Insecta; Diptera; Drosophilidae. Gene Ontology annotation, molecular function: ATP binding; protein kinase activity. The transcript has a single exon. Gene Ontology annotation, cellular component: cytoplasm. Bases 113 to 1597 code for a protein of 494 amino acids.